GAAGUGACCACAAACAGGCAAGUUAGAGGUCAGAGGUCAGGUUAAUCAGGUAUCAACAUCAUAGAACGUUAACCCUGCCUCCAGCAUUUAUCCCGCCCCUGAGACCUCGCUGUCAGGGUCACGACCCCUUGGACUGUUUAUUUCCGUAGCACCUGCUCAGGUGUGUUUCUGUGUUUGAGGCUCGUUUUCUGCCUCCAGACGUGACUCAGAGGUCACUUUCUUUAACAAAGCUGAGCUGUGAUUGGCUGCUUCACACCCAACCCCGGCCUGAGCUCCUCAGCGGUCUGAGGUUCAGCAGGUGGUGAGGGUGAUUACACACCUGUACACCUGUUAUUACCUGAGUCAGGCUGCGUGACUGACACACACACACAGGCAGGAUAUUGGAUGUUCAUCUUGUUUACUUUACAGUCAGCAGGUAAACGUGUGUGUGUGUGUGUGCGCGUGUGUGUGUGUGUGUGCACGCGCUCAUCAUCCUCACAGCAGGUGUCAAACAGGUGCGCCAUGGCAACACACCCCCAGGAGAACAGGACACGCCCCCUGCAGUCCACCCUCCCCCGCUCAGACUCUGAGCCGAUCAGACUCGUUGGACUGCGAUCAGAUUCACACACACCGACUGAUCAACUCCAGCCAACAUCAGUGUGACCUUUAACCUCUGAAGAGCACAGACCACGCUGAUAAUCAAUCGAUGAAGGUGACGGCAUGGCUCUUCCUCCCGACUGGUCCGGUCAGCUGCAGGUUCAGGUGGACUCUGCUUCUGGUCUUGGUUCUUGUUUCUGAUUGGUGGAAACGUCCUUGAGAGGUUCUCUCUGCGUGUUCAACAGCUGCUGUUAUUUCAACUGCAGCUCAGGUGUGACUCACAGAGCCUCAGGUAAUCCCAGCAGUCUCCGUGGUGACGGCGGGCUCUCAGCUGCUGCGAUAGCCUGCUGAAGCUGCUCGUCCUCGGCUCCUCGUUUCAGAAGAAACCAACAGCUGAUCGAUCAGCUGAUCAGAGAGCCUGCAGGUGAUUGGAUCACUUCGGCACGGUGCACGUUCCUGUCCUGCGAGUCCAUGUGAAGAUGGCGGACGUUUUGAGCACGCUGUACGCCGCUCUCAUGCUGCUGACGAGCGUGGCAUCCACCUGUGGGAACCUCCUCCUCCUGCUGGUGCUCCUGCUGAACAAGGAGCUGCGGUCCGACACGCUGGGCCUCACCCUGAGCUUUAGCCUUAGCGACCUCGCUCUCGGACUCUCCGCCAUCCCCUUCAGUGCGUACAACAGUCUCUCCCAGCCUGUCAGACACUCCAGUGAGGCCGCCGUCUGUCAGGGCGGUGGCUUCAUCUUCCUCCUGCUGCAGACCGCCUCCCUGCACUCGCUCGCCUGGGCCACCAUCUACAAGUUCACGGAGAUCUGCUUUGCCCUCAGCUUCCACAGCAUCUGGACGGCGGGGCGGAGCCGGGCGGUGCUGGUCGCAGUCUGGCUGUUCUGCCUGGCCAACGCCACCAUGCCACUGCUGGGUUUCGGCAGCUACGCCUACAGCGAGUCACGGUUCCUCUGCUGCCCGAGCUUCACCCCGGAGAACAGGUACUUUGUGCUGCCGUGGAUGGGGGCGGGCAUCGUAGCGCCGAUCCUCACCAUGUGCUCGCUGUACGGAUACAUCGUGUACGUGGCCAGGAAGCAGGCCAGGAGGGGAACCUUCAUGUGCAACGAGCUGCACUGUUUCUACGUUCCUGCCAACAACUACCUGAGGAGCUCCAUCGUCAUGGUCACCACCUCAGUGUGUUUGCUGGUCUGCUGGCUGCCCUACAUCUCUGUGUGUCUGUACGAGACGCUGAGCGGUCAGCAGAGUCCGUCCGUGACCGCCGCCCUCUCCUCCUGGCUGGUUCUGACCAGCGCCGCGCUCAACCCGUGGAUCACCUGCAUGACGCAGACGUGAGUCAGACUUUCUUUAUCGAAGGCUCCGAUCAGUUUUGAAGCAGUAAUGAAAUGUCACUAUGAUGCGCUCAUGAUGUCAUAGUGAACAGGAACGUCACUUCCUGUCUGUCUCUCUGUGACUCCAGCAGGUACAGGGCGGCGGUGCGCCGAAGUUUCCGCAGGUUCAUUCCGUGUGCCAGGAUGUUCCUGGAGUCCCGCUCCCAGAGCUCCGCCCUCCAUCUACCUGCGACCAAUCGCCUCAGCACAACAACAACAACAAGUACGACCGCAACACAGCCUCCAUCUUCUCCCAAAACACUAACACCACCAUGAUCCUCCCAUCACCAUCACUGGACCUGUGCACUCUGGGAAAUGUAGGCCAUACUUCUCAUCUUCUUCUUCAGCGUGGACGAGUUCUGACGUGACGUUGUGUUUGAAGACCGCACACUGAUGUUCAGCUGAUGAUCUCCCGCAGUCUCACAACACGAAACAUUUCCUGAUCCACUCAGAGUUACAAACAGUCCGAGCUCUUUCAGCUCCAUUUCAGCAGAGGUGUGUUUAUGCUGACGUGACCACAUCAGCACAGAGUAGACGGAGGACGAAGGUUAAACUGUUCCAUGGGCUCAGUUACACUGAGCGUUUAAACUCUGAGCUGGAUGCCGUGCUGCACGUGAACAGAGCUGAUAAACAGCCGGAGACUCUGGGAGUGACGAGCAGCUCGUGCAGCCCAGCAGGAUCGAGGAUGAUGGACAAACUCGGUGGAGCCUGGAAGUCAGCAUCUCCGCCCUGAUGUGUGCACUUCAAAUUCAAACUCAUUUCCUGCCUACUAUGACUGAGCAUCCUCUUAGAAAGACUGUGUCAGUUUGGCUGCUUUAGUUUUUUGCUGUUUUCAUUUUGA
Messenger RNA from Pelmatolapia mariae (spotted tilapia), 2786 nucleotides. Its product is annotated as histamine H2 receptor. The coding region runs from base 1056 to 1910 and encodes 284 amino acids. The record is from RefSeq and is a predicted model, not a curated record. Gene Ontology annotation, biological process: phototransduction; G protein-coupled receptor signaling pathway; cellular response to light stimulus. The transcript is spliced from 2 exons. NCBI's taxonomy places the organism in Eukaryota, Metazoa, Chordata, Actinopteri, Cichliformes, Cichlidae. Gene Ontology annotation, cellular component: plasma membrane. Gene Ontology annotation, molecular function: G protein-coupled photoreceptor activity.